Messenger RNA from Eucalyptus grandis, 1550 nucleotides. RefSeq lists its product as uncharacterized. The record is from RefSeq and is a predicted model, not a curated record. Bases 1063 to 1431 code for a protein of 122 amino acids. The transcript is spliced from 5 exons. Lineage: Eukaryota; Viridiplantae; Streptophyta; Magnoliopsida; Myrtales; Myrtaceae.
UUCCAUUUCGAGAAAAUAUUAGGUGCGCCCGGCGCACCACGUCACCGUGCGCCAGCCCAAUCAGGAUGCGACACGUGUCGCCACGUGGCUCCACCUGGAGCCGGGUCCCGCUUUUGUUUUUAGCCAAAUUUUUGCCGCGUCCUUUUCUCCCAUUUGCACGCAAGCGUGCGUCCCUUCCCCUCCCGUUUCUCUUUCAAAAUUUUUUGUCUCUGCAUUUUCUCCAUGAGAGCUGCAACGCCAUCUCUCUCAACCAAACGCUCGCCGGUUGCCUCCAAGCUUGGCUGCCUCUACCGUCGCCGUCGGGAGCCACUCGCUCUGAAGAACCCUUCCGGUCGUGGCUGGGUCCCGAACUCUAACCAUCUUCGCCUCGGCCUCUAAGGUGAGCGCGGACACAAAAAAGCCCGCUGGUCGCCUCCGAGCUCGGCCGCCUCCGCCGUCGUCGCCAGGAGCCACUCGCUCCGAAGAGCCUCGCCGGUCGUGGUUGGUCCCAAGCUUUGACCAUUUCUGCCUCGACCUCUUCGACGAUCGCGUACGCUCAAAAUCCAGCCGGUCGCCUUCGAGCUUGGCCACCUCUGCCGGUCGCCUCCAAGCUUGGCCACCUCUGCCGUUGCCGUCAAGAGCCACUCGCUCCCAAGAACCCCGCCGGUCGUGGUUGGGUCCCGACCAUGUCCGCCUUGGCCUCUUCAGCGAGCAUGGACACCAAAAGCCCGCUGCUUGCCUCCAAGCUCGAUCGCCUCCGCUGUCACCGCCAGGAGCUACCCGCUCCGAAGAGCCCCGCCGGUCGUGGCCGCAUCCCAAGCUCUGACCUUCUCCGCCUGUGCCUCCUCGGUGAUCGCGGACACCCAAAAGCUCACCGGGCGCGUCCGAGCUCGGCCGCGCCGUUGCCACUUUCUCCCAAGAGCCCCGCGGGUCUUGGCUAGGUCCCAAGCUGUAAUCGUCUUCGCCUUGCCUUCUUCAGCAAGUGCAGACACCCGAAAGCCCACCAGUCCAGUGGCCUCCGAGCUACAAGGCAGUUAAACAAAACCUUGCAAUGCAUUUUUCUCUGAUGGCGUGGGGACUGAAAUGCUACUGGAGCUACUAGGAAAAACUGAAACGUACCGAGAUCAAUGUGCUGAAAUUCUGAAAGGUCCCAUAUGUUUAGAGAGUAUUGAGAUGGUUCUUCAAGAAAUGGACAGUUUCACUGUCAUUUUCCCAGAGUUCAAACUUCUGAGGGAAUAUCAUAUGCAAGCUAGUUCUUGGAUAUCCCGCUUCAACCGUUUGCGGGUGAACAUUGGCGAAAGAGUUGAUCAAGACAAUGUCGUAGAGGAGUUGACCAACAUACUAAAAGAUGCAGUGUCUCUGAAAAUUCAAGUUAGAGAAUUGCCUCUUGUUGAGCUUAAGCUGAAGAAGGCUUGUUGCAGGGCAAAGGCUCUACAGGCCCGUUCAGAUUAAAGGACCUUGAACUUCCUUCAGCAACUAUUGAUUGAAGCUGUCGGGUAAAUGUAUUCUCGGUUGUGGUUCUCAAAUUUUAUUGUCAAAACUACUUGAUAUACACUACUUCUACCUCUUUU